UCACACACGGUGCUCACUGCCACCCAGCGGUUAACGUCAGUACGUAAAGUGACUGCAGGACUAAACCGAUCAAAGGUAGUGGACACCUGCAUCCAGUACACCGCAGUAAUGUCUAAGUGGCUGAAUGAUGGCGAGGUGCUGGUGGGUCAAGGCAGUGGUGAGGCAGUAGCAGUGAGCCCCAGACCGCGGGGCCUUCCAGCUGGGAGCCCUAGGCCGGGCCGGGGUGCACGCAGUCCGCUGGCUUCACCCAGAGCCAGAGAAACGGUGCCAGUAAGCCCGCUGGCGGAGACCAUGGGCAAGGCCAAGGAGCUCUUUGUGCUGUGUGACAAAGAGGGGAAAGGGUUCAUCACAAAGCGGGAUAUGCAGAGGCUACAAGUGGAGUUGCCACUGUCCCCUGAACAGCUGGAGACGGUGUUUGAAAGUCUGGACCGAGAGAGCAAUGGAUUCCUCACUCCUGUUGAGUUCAACACAGGACUUGGUGAGUUUGUGGGGCUGGAGGACACGACUGAGCUGAGUCAAGACGAAACAGAAGAGGACAUGGACCAGGUGUUCUGGGCCCAGGACCCCCCUGCAGUCAGAUUUGUUAACAUACUGAUGGAGUUGGGCGCUGACAAACUCUUCAAAGAUCAGCAGGAGCUCUCUUUUGUGUGGUGUGAACUCCAGAGAGACAGACCAGAGCUGCUGAGCGUCCUGGAGGGCGUCCUGAUCCAUGCUGUGUCCCAUCUACAGGACUCCAUCAGAGAGAGAGAUAGUCUGGAACAAGCUCUACGCAGACGAGAGGGUGAACAUCAUCAGGUUGUUCAGUCCAUAUAUGAAGAAAUGGAAAACCAAAUCAGAGAGGAGAGAGAGAAACGCCUGGCUCAGGACAGUAUUGGACAGAAGCAGAGAGGCCAACAACUUGAGGAGGAGCUGAAGAUGCGGGAGCAAGAGUUGGAUAAUACACUGACCAAACAGAGAGAGAUGGAGACCAGAAUCCGGCAGCUGAGUUGUGAACAGGUUAACAUCAAGGAGCAGAACCAGCAGCUGCGGAGCCUCAACAUUCAGUUACACGAGCAGGUGGAGAGCAGCAGAGAGCAGCUACAGGCCGCUCUGGGUCAGCUCAGCCUGCUGCAGGUCAGCGCUGCCCAGGAACACGUGACCAGACAGAGAAAUGUGACGAAGGUGUCAAGGAACAUGCAGAAAGAGAAGGAUAGUCUCUUUAAACAGCUGGAGCUAUUGAGGGAUAUGAACAAAAGGCUGCGAGAUGAGAAAGAUGCCCAACAGACUCAGCAGAGGGUUAGUCACAGACACGCUGUACUUCCUCCUCUGCCAUUAACUUAUUACCUCAGUGAAGACCUUUGUACUCCGUGGACACAGCAGAUUUAUCCAACCUAAGCAAAGUCUUGGCGUGGCUUCAUGCUUUUGUUCAUCCUCUGUACAAUGAUUAUUUAUAUGGGCAGCUGUUAUUGUUUGGUUAUUGAUUGAACGUGUGUUCAUUGACCCUGUUUGGGAUUUUUGCGAUGUCGGCAAUGUUUUUUGUCUCUUGUAGAUAUGGUCAAAGGAGUGAAGACAUUUAUUCUAUCUAUGCCAAUUUGAAGGAAAGAGUGUUGUAUAUGUUUAUUAAUGAUGCUUUACAUUGCACUAUUUAUGAAGGUGAACUAAAGGUGGUCAGUAUUUACCAAACUAAUAAAAUCCUCGUCACAAUUCAUAAAGGAGAGAUAAUAUAGUUGCAAGUUCCCCUUUAUCCCACGCUUACAUAUGACAUGUUUGCCAAAGCUGUCAACUGUUGCUUUGUUUUUGGUUGUUUCUUUACAAAAUUUAACUUCCAAGAAUCUCUCUUGAACAAAUAAUUUAUUUAUAUGUAACAUAAACCAAUGCCAUUAAAAAUCCAUCUAAUUUACGAUGCCCGUGUCUCGAUGAUGGGCAUGGAUAAUAGAUGACAAAGAAUACAAAAUAUGAAUAUAAGAAACCAUUUUGACCAUUACCUGUUGGUUAUUUCUUGUAUUGUUGUCUUGCCGUAUAAUUUAUGAUCAAACAAGUGUAUUGCUAUUAAAUGAUGAUGAUGUUAAAUUUCUUUUCAGCAGAAUAAAUGUCACUUUUGAACUGAAU
Molecule: messenger RNA, 2088 nt
Organism: Cottoperca gobio
Lineage: Eukaryota; Metazoa; Chordata; Actinopteri; Perciformes; Bovichtidae
Gene: cracr2b
Product: calcium release activated channel regulator 2B
Exons: 10
Coding region: 109-1374 (421 amino acids)
Cellular component (GO): trans-Golgi network membrane
Molecular function (GO): calcium ion binding
Source: RefSeq, a predicted model, not a curated record